Molecule: messenger RNA, 2502 nt
Organism: Pecten maximus
Lineage: Eukaryota; Metazoa; Mollusca; Bivalvia; Pectinida; Pectinidae
Product: divergent protein kinase domain 1C-like
Source: RefSeq, a predicted model, not a curated record
UUCCUGGUGUGAAAAGAAAGUAACAGCACUCAUCUCGUAAUCUUAACCUGUCUGAUGUCAAUGAGACAAUCAUCUCUAUUUUGCUGAUACAUACUCUGGACCUCUUACAGAUACUGAAUCACACGUGGCUAGAUAUCCAGAUUUGGAGAUCAAGACUUGAAUGUUUACGAGGCUGAAUUAUGAUAGAGAAGUAUGAAGAUCCUUCGGUGGCAACCACGGAAACUGGCGAAGCUUACAUGUGGCUUUGUAACACUUUGUAUGAUGGUGUUAAUUAUACAUGUAAUACACACUGUAUGGGUGGAUAACAAGUGUUCAAUGGAGGAGUCCAGCUCCCUUCUGGAGGAUGUGUGCCAGAGGUAUAGAGACCAUAGUGUAGAUGGUAAUCUUUGUAAUGACCUGUGUGAAAAGCAGACUAUCAACUUUGUCAAGUGUACCAACUACCGUCGUGGAAAAAAGGUACUGAUCAUGGAAUGUGAUGGCGGAUGCUUGGCAGGGGAGACAAUCAAAGUUGUCAUGAAGAACAAACCCAGAAAUAAAGAUGAAGAAUAUGAUAGACUAGUUUUGCCUUUGAAUGAUGACGGUACAGUUUCUAAAGACGGACUGGAAAUCGCUAAGAUUCUGAUGAAAAACAAAGCUUUUGGAGAUAUGCAUUUCACCGUAUCAUCCAAACAAAAUAUUUUCUCUGAACUUUGGUCCAUGGACUUACGACAGUAUGUGAAAUCUGCAACGUAUAAAAACGCUGACCAUGUGGCCUUAUUGAACAUAUGGUCUUUACUUCAACAAGAUGAAUAUUUAUUUAUGAAAGUAUAUCAAGAUGUGCCAUAUGUGCCUCGUCUGUAUGGCACUUGUGGAGAGUUCUAUUUCAUGGAAUAUGCCCCUCCUGGAGAUAUUCUCAGUCCAGGGUUCUUUGUGACAACUCCUUGGUCUAAACGUGCUGAAAUUGCAUUAAAACUGAUGGAUGUUGCACAAUCAUUUGAUACAGAUUUUCAUCAACCACUGCAUUUUUGUGAUGUGAAAGUGGAUAAUUUUGGUGUUGGUGCAGACUUGCGAGUUAAAAUCCUGGAUUCAGAUUCACUGUUUUUCGAUGAAAAAAUGUCAAUGAAUUUAAAAGGUCAUUGUACCCAAGACUUGGACUGUGACUUUUUUGACUGCCGAGGAUCGUGUGAUGUCCAUAAAAAAACAUGUAAUGGAAGGAGAGUGAACAACAAUCUGCAGAACAUUUGUGAGGACAUCUUCAUUGACAGACCGCCAAACUUUUUUCGGGGCUUGCUGCAUGAUGCACCACCCGCCAUCGCAGGUGAACUGACCACAGUGUUACAGGAUUGUGCCUACCCCAACAAAAAUAUCGGCAAGGUUGUAAGAUCUCCAACAGCCACAGAAGUCAUGGAGAAGCUGUACAAACUGCUCCAGACCAAAACACAUUGAUAGAAAAUUAACAGGAGAGAUUUCAUAAGAAAUUCACAUCAAGGUGACUCAUUGACUGGCCGAGGAAUGUUUUAAUUCAAUUUGUAGUCUACAUUGUAUUUUACAACAUCUAGCUCAAUAUUGACUACAUAUAUAUAUAUAUAUAGUUAAAUAUGAAAUAAAUUAUCAAUAGAAGAACUUUUUUAUUUUCCCACCAUGAAAAAGCUGGUGAUAAAUACUGGUAUAGCAUCCAUCUGUCACACUUAUGUUUAAAAUUUGUUAAUCGUUUCUCAGUCAAUGGUUGUUUUGUAAGUAGAUAUUUUUGUGUUGAAGUUCCUUUGAAGUCUAUCAAUAGGAAAAAAAUGAAAAUUAUUAUGAUUUAAGGUUUCUAACACAUAUCAAACUAAUUUGAAAAAAUUGAUGGGGUGAUGGUGCAAAAAUCUACAAUACAGACAUUUUUGUUUAGUCCUGUUAUCAUCAAAACAUAGAAGCAAAAUAACUGUAAAUUUACUUAUAUUUUAAUAGUAUGAUUUUAACAUAUUGGCAUAAUGAUCAAUGUUUUGGUACACCUAAAAUAUUAAAAAGAUAUCGAGAAACAAUAAUUUAUAUACAUGUAUGCACAUUCAUAAUUUAGCAUGAUGUCAUGUCGACUGUAAAUGAUUAUUUUUCCCCAAAGUUUCAUUCAGCUUGAUGUUUAUAACAUGUACCUGUACUAUGAUAAUAUAGUUUGAAUCUGAUAAUUUUAUUUUAACAUCGAUCUAGAUGUAUGAUGUGCCAUAAUGUUUUUUAUCGGACAGGAAAACGAUGCCUUGUAAUAAGUACAAACAUAUCUAGGCUGUUAAGCAGCCAACAAAACUUACUUUAUUGUCCUCAAAUAAGCCCACCCUUCCAUUUACAUUAGUUUUUGUGUUGGCCCCCUGAUGUUAUCACUAUUUCUUGGGAAGGUUUUGAUGGAUCUUUCACAGAUUUGUUUAUGUUGGUUUCUUUUGAUCAUUUUCCACAUGCGUACUCAUUUUUGAGACUGAUAAGGAAAAAAUGGCUAUUAUAUAUACUGUUCAUUGUGUAUGUACAUGUAUAUAGAGGAUAUCUAACAGUGUU